AUCAAUCACUGAGCUCCGCUGAUUUUUUGGACCAGCCAUGUCUUCUGGAGCCGAGUCUGUUGGCUGACUGGGCGAAACCGAAGCGCUAUGGAAGGUUCCUUCCCCCCAUCGCGGCAUGCACAGUACGGAGAGCAUUGGGGGGAAGGUGCCGCACGAUGCUUCAGCCUCGAAGCUGACAUCCUGGACGAGGACCAUGCAGUUCGCCUCAUGCCAGUGCCGGAUAGCUUUGUGUGUCCCAUCUCAGCUGCCAUCAUGGUGGAUCCUGUGGCCACGGUGGAUGGUUCAGUCUAUGAGCGUGGAUACAUCGAGAGGUGGUUCCGCGAGAGACGCCAGGAUGGCAACAGAAUCACCUCGCCCAUCACUGGGCAAGAGCUGCCCUCGGCCACGUUGAUGCCCUUGGUGGCCCUGCAACGAGCCAUCGAGGCCUACUUGGCUCACCGACCGGAACUCAAACGCGAGCAGAUGGCAGGUCGCUCCUUCGAAGAGGCUGCUGCGAUCUUACAGACGGACCUCUUCGAGAAGCAGGCGGUGCAUGCAUCCACGCAGGACAAGCUGAAAAGGCUGAAACAAGCCAACAAGGAUCUUCUGCGUGGACUGCAACAAGCGGAGCAGCGCAUCGCGCAGUUGGAAAGUCAACUUGGCCAGUCCUCCUCGCCGUUUCAGGCCGCGGCCUCUUCCAAAGUGAAGCCCGAAAGCGACGCCCCCACCGCAGCGCCGCGCCAAAGCGAGACGCAGCACCACGAGCCGGUGGGCGAUGCCGAUGCAGGAGCUGAGGCAGAAACGCCAAGUGGACCAAGUGAAACCCGUGCGCCGAAAGAAGAUGCAAAGCCAUGCGUCGGAGCAGGAGUUCAUUGGGGUGCACAAGGUUUGCUGGCCUUCCUGAUGAUCACAUCUUUGGUCUUCCUUCUGGGGCCGUUUCGGUGGCAAGCCGUGACCGACGUCGUCCCUGUGGGACGGAGGGAGGUGCUGGAGACGUCGCAUCUUCCGCCGAUGGAGGAGAACCCCGCGCUCACGGCACAGUUGAGGGCCUUAGAGGAAGGCAACGACGAUGAAAAGCAGAAAGUGGCCUUCAUGCUCCGCAUCUUCGCCGCGGAGCAUUCGGACAACCAGGCUGCCCUCGUCCGUUCGGGUGCGCUGCCUCACUUCGUCCGCCUCCUUCAGCAUGAGACGCCGGGCCUGCGAGAAGAGGCCGCGCGGGCCUUGUGGAACCUGGCACGGAACAGCAAGGAGAUCAACGCACCGAAUCAGGUGGCCAUUGGCCGAGCCGGGGCGAUCCUUCCGCUGAUCCGGCUGCUGGAGGAUCAAGAGCAGAGGAUCCGAGUGGUGGCAGCUGCAGUCUUGAAUGACUUGGCUGCUGACAACGUCGACAACCAAGUGGCGAUUACCCAAGGAGGCGCCAUCGAUCCCUUGGUACGGAUCCUGAAACGUGACGAGGCUCCAGCCUUGGUGAUGGCUGCAAGCCUUCUGAAGAGCCUGGCCAGCGGUGCAGAGGAGCAGGACAGCUCAGCCCUCAUGGGAGCUGUGCCGCCCCUGGUGGCCCUAUUGCGCGGGAAGACCUUGCUGGCUCAGGAGCAGGCUGCCUCCACCCUGGGUGCCUUGGCUGCGCACUCGGAAGGCAUCCAGGCCGCCAUCGUCCGCGCGGGGGCGGUUUCGCCCUUGGUCGAACGGCUGCACGGGGACAUGAUGAAGGGCACGGCGAUCGUGGCUCUGCGGAACUUGGCAUCGUCGCAUGCGGAGAACCAGCAGACGAUCGCGGAGGCCGGUGCCAUUCUGCCUUUGGUGAAGCUGUUGGAGGAUGCUAUGCCGAUGGUGCGUGAAGAGGCUGCUGUCGCGUUGUGGACCUUGGCCCAGGACAACUUGGAGAAUCAGCUGGCGAUCGUACGCGCAGGAGGCUCUGCUUCGAUGGUGGCACUCCUCAAAGGAGAUGCCCAGGAGCAGGCUACGCUGGCUCUCCUCGGUGUGGCUGAAGCAGCGCGGAUCAGUUGAUGCCGGUUUCACACAGCGGGCGCUGCGGUGCCGGAGGAGCCCGGCUCAUGAGACAUCGAAGUUGAGACGGAAGAGACGUGUUUUUCGGAGUGGUUUUGCGAAUACACAAAGGGUUGAUGGAAGAUGAUGGAGGCAACUAGACGGCCACGAGAAAACACAACUCACCUGAAAAGAUGCCACAAAACCUAAACAUGUGGAGAAUCGAUGAGAAUCAGAGAAUCCAGUAGUUGCAUCCCAAAUUCUAAUGCAGAUGAUGAUGGAACCACGUGGAACAUCAUGGAACCACAUUGAAACUUAUGUGGGAAAGAAGCAGGAUCCAAGUGCAUGCAUUGUUGGUUGUUUUUGAUGACUUUACAUAGUUCACUCUGCAAAGUGCUGGCCUGUAGGUCAACGCCCGGCAGUGACGUGGGAUUCGGAGCUGUCCAGCUCGGUCGAGCGACAGAGAGCCGGGGAGCGACCAGGGAGCUCGGUCCGACAGUGAUCGUGGCCACCUGCUAGUGUAUGGUGUGGUUUACAACCAGUUAUACUGUAGACAUCUCUGGACUGUAGGUGGGAUCGCUUGAAUUGAAUUCUCGAGUUCACCAACAACAGUCAUCGCCCAUUUGGCGUAACGGCGCGGUGAAGCAAAAAUACUUUACAUAU
Molecule: messenger RNA, 2628 nt
Organism: Durusdinium trenchii
Lineage: Eukaryota; Dinophyceae; Suessiales; Symbiodiniaceae
Source: the annotation of a GenBank genome assembly